AUGCGGUCCUUCGCCCCUCUUGUACUAGGCUUGCUGGGCGCCACUGCCGCGGUCUCUGCCACCGAUGCCGCCGCCGACGCCGCCGACUCCAAUGUCAUCGCCUUGACCCAGGACACCUUCGACGAGUUCGUUAAAGACCACGACCUGGUCCUCGCUGAAUUUUAUGCGCCCUGGUGCGGCCAUUGCAAGGCCCUGGCCCCAAAGUAUGAAGAGGCCGCGACGGAACUAAAGGCCAAGAACAUCCCCCUAGUCAAGGUUGAUUGCACCGCGGAGGAGGAUCUCUGUCGUACAUAUGAAGUCGAUGGAUACCCGACCCUGAAAGUUUUCCGUGGUCCUGAUUCACACAAGCCCUACGGUGGUGCCCGUCAAACGGAUUCGAUUGUUUCCUACAUGACUAAGCAGUCAAUGCCUGCUGUUUCGAAUGUGAAUGAGGAGAACCUGGAGGAGUUCAAGACGAUGGAUAAAAUUGUGAUUAUUGGCUAUGUCGCUUCCGAUGAUAAGACCUCCAACAAGAGCUUCACCUCCUUUGCCGAGUCGCAGCGCGACAACUAUCUCUUCGGCGCCUCCAAUGAUGCAGCCCUCGCCAAGGCUGAGGGUGCCAAGCAGCCCUCGAUCGUUCUCUACAAGGAUUUUGAUGAGAAGAAGGCUGUGUACGAUGGCAAGCUGGAGGACGAUGCCAUCCUGACGUGGGUCAAGACCGCCAGCACUCCUCUUGUUGGUGAGCUUGGUCCCGAGACCUAUUCCAAGUAUAUGGCUGCCGGUGUUCCGUUGGCUUAUAUCUUCGCCGAGACCGCUGAAGAGCGUGAGAAAUUCGCGGAGGAGUUCCGUCCUAUCGCCGAGGCUCACCGCGGCGAGAUCAACAUCGUUACGCUUGACGCCAAGCUGUUCGGUGCUCACGCCGGCAACCUCAACCUUGAGCCGGAGAAAUUCCCCGCUUUCGCGAUCCAGGAGACCACCAAGAAUGCCAAGUACCCCUAUGACCAGACCAAGGAGAUUGACGCCAAGGAGAUCGGCAAGUUCAUCAAGGAUGUUCUUGAUGGCAAGAUUGAUCCCAGCAUCAAGUCUGAGCCCAUCCCUGAAGCCCAGGAGGGCCCAGUUACCGUGGUUGUGGGCCGCAACUACCAAGAGCUCGUCAUCGACAAUGACAAGGAUGUCUUGGUUGAAUUUUAUGCCCCGUGGUGCGGUCACUGCAAGGCUCUGGCUCCAAAAUACGAGGAGCUUGCUGCCCUGUACGCCGAUGUCCCUGAGUUUAAGGAGAAGGUCGUCGUCGCCAAAAUCGAUGCUACUGCCAAUGAUGUCCCCGACUCCAUUACUGGAUUCCCGACCAUCAAGAUGUAUGCUGCGGGCAAGAAGGAUGCGCCCAUCGAGUACGCCGGCUCCCGUACCGUGGAGGACCUCGUUGAGUUCAUCAAGACCAACGGCAAGUAUGAGAUUGAUGGCCUGGCCAAUGGCGCCAAGAAGCCUGAGGAGGGCGGUGAUGUUACUGCGCCCGCUUCGUCCAGCGAAGCCGCCGAGACUCCAGCUCCUUCUGACAAGGAUAUUCACGAUGAGCUGUAA
Molecule: messenger RNA, 1557 nt
Organism: Penicillium macrosclerotiorum
Lineage: Eukaryota; Fungi; Ascomycota; Eurotiomycetes; Eurotiales; Aspergillaceae
Gene: pdiA
Product: protein disulfide isomerase PDI1
Exons: 4
Coding region: 1-1557 (518 amino acids)
Biological process (GO): response to endoplasmic reticulum stress; protein folding
Cellular component (GO): endoplasmic reticulum
Molecular function (GO): protein disulfide isomerase activity
Source: RefSeq, a predicted model, not a curated record